AUGGGAUUCUGUAGCAAAAUUAAUCCCCAAGAUGAUGUUUCUAGUGCUCUGAUAUGUGGAAGAACCCCAGUUACCACCAGCAGCAGGAUAGUAGGAGGUCAGAACUCUUCAGCUGGACGCCGGCCCUGGCAGGCUAGUCUCCUUCGGUUAAGCAGGCACAUCUGUGGAGGUUCUCUCAUCAACAAAGAGUGGGUGCUGUCUGCUGCCCACUGCGUUCAUGGGUAUCCCACCAUUGAUUUCACUGUAGUUUUGGGGCAACAGACCCAGGAAGGCUUCAACCCCAAUCAAAUAUUCAGAUAUGUGAGGUUAAUCAUCAAACAUCCCAAUUACAAUUUUACGAAUGACAACGAUAUCGCUCUUGUCAAAUUGAGGUCACCCAUCACCUUCACGGACUACAUCCGACCUGUGUGUCUAGCAGCUCAUAACAGUGUGUUCAACAGCGGCACAGACAGCUGGGUCACUGGAUGGGGAAACAUUGGUGAAGGGGUACCCCUUCCAUCCUCUAAUAUUCUACAGGAAGUGAAGGUUCCUGUAAUUGGUAACAGACAGUGCAACUGUCUCUAUGGAGUUGGAAAUAUAACAGACAACAUGAUCUGUGCUGGCAAUGACUCAUGUCAGGGGGAUUCAGGAGGUCCGAUGGUGAGCAGACAGAGCUCUGUAUGGGUUCAGUCCGGUAUCGUUAGCUUUGGGACUGGCUGUGCUCGACCUGAACUUCCCGGUGUUUACACCAGAGUAUCACGUUAUCAGGAAUGGAUCAGCUCCUUUGUGUGCAGCGAUCCUCCAGGUUUUGUGCAGUUUACCUCCACUGGAGCUGAUCCUGACUACAGUUACAGCUGUCCUGGUCUUCCUCCUCCUCCUACUACUACUACU
This is a messenger RNA of Carassius carassius (crucian carp), 870 nucleotides long. RefSeq names its product tryptase-like. Gene Ontology annotation, biological process: proteolysis. The annotation marks the transcript as partial. The record is from RefSeq and is a predicted model, not a curated record. Gene Ontology annotation, molecular function: serine-type endopeptidase activity. The transcript is spliced from 6 exons. Lineage: Eukaryota; Metazoa; Chordata; Actinopteri; Cypriniformes; Cyprinidae.